CCUCUUCCUCUCUUCCCAGUUCCAGCCGUCCGUCGAGCUUCGGUUUCUUUGGCUUUCUUCAUACCUAUCCCUGUUAUCUCCAUUGACCAACCUCGACGGCCUUCCUCCCGUCGACCACCACCGGACGCCUCGUAUUCACGGCUUUUCAUUCUUGCACGAUUGACUUUGUGGAUUGGCAGCCAUGGCCUGCUCACUUUGACUUCGAAAUCCUUGGCCACAGUAUCUACUGGCUUCAGGGAUAUCGAAGUCGUCCUCAAAGCCGUGCGUUUGGCUGCUUUCGGUCAAAGGAAGGGGGGAAAAAAAAUUGAAAAAGAAAAGAAAAAAAAAAAAAAGACCAUCUGCAGCUCGCAUUGACAUUGUCUGCCAGUGCACCGUUGUCCUGACGACCGAUUUCGUAAUACGCUCCCUCUGACACUUCUUCUCUCCACGGACACCAUUUCGUCGUUAUCGUCCAUCCUCUCAAAUACUGCGCUGAGGACUAGACUAUAAGCAUUCUUCUACCAAGUUGGAAGCAUGGAGCAAUCGUCGCCGCUGGCUGCUAUGCAGCCUCCUUCAGUGAUGCUUCGGCAUCAUUUCCGUUCAGAGGCUAAGGCAGGAUGUUCAUCGUUUCCUGCUGUGCGAAAGUUUGGGCCGGAUAGUUUUAAUUUUAGGGAUCUGUCCAUGAAGACGGGACACUCCGAUUAUUUCAACACGAAAGCUUUGAGAGGGUCUUCUCCAACAGUUAGCUUGGCAGCUGACCUUUCUCAGAAUUUUCACAUUGAUAAAAGUCCUCAGCUAGCAACGCCCCGAAGAUCCCUCUUCACGGCGAGCUUGUUUGGUCCUGAAAAUGGUCGUGACAACAUGACCACACCCCCGUUACCAUCGUCCUCGCCUGCCCCGAAUAUGGAAAUCAUGGAUAUGUCUCCUUUGCCUCACAAGAUACCAUACUGCCAUAACGCAGACUUGGAUCUAGAUUCCCCCACGACUGAGAUUUCUUUGGCGAAGUCGCAGCAAGUUCAUGCACAGCUUUCGUUAGAUGAUUCACCCAUGGACCUGGAACCGCCUGGACGUCCACAGAGACACAAGCCACCCAUUCUGAGGCCUUCUUUGAUGCGUUCUAAAGCCUACUCCUCUGGUGAUAAGGGCUCACUUGCGCCCCAACCACCACCCUUUAGAUUCGCAGCUGGCAGCAGUAAGCCGACCGCUUGUUCGUCUCUUUCUCUUUCUGAGAUGUUUGAACAAUCGCCUCCUCGAGAAUCGUCCCCAAGGUUUUUGACGUCUAUUUCAAUGGGCCCACCCCGUCCCCGUGCUCCUUUUUCUGGUGUGGUCGGGCAAUGCCGAUCAAAUGGCUCACCAGUAAACGGUAUACGCAAGAGCUCCAAUCCCUUUUGCCGACCUAGGAAACAAAGUAGAAGGUCACUCAGCAUGUUCGAGCACCCCGAAGAUGUUGUGAAUCAGGAAGAGGACACGAUCAUGUUGUCCAGCCCGGGUCUUCAACCCAUCGCGGAUAUUGACAGCCAACCAACACUACAUCUGCCGCAUUUUAUCCCAGAAGAUGGACCGGACCAGCUACCUCGCGUGGAGAGUAGUGUCUUAGUCGACAUAAUUAAUGGUAAAUAUAAUGAUUGCUAUGAUAAAAUAAUGAUCAUUGAUUGCCGUUUCGAAUAUGAGUACGAAGGUGGACAUAUACAUGGAGCUGUCAAUUACACAGACAAGGAACAUCUUGCCGCGGAACUCUUUGAUCAAGAGCCGAAACCAAGUACGGCUUUGAUAUUUCACUGUGAAUACUCCGCUCAUCGCGCUCCCAUCAUGGCCAAAUAUAUUCGACACAAGGAUCGUGCAGUCAAUGUUGAUAUAUACCCCAAGCUGACCUAUCCGGAGAUGUAUAUUUUGAAUGGUGGAUACAGCUCAUUCUUUGCAGAGCACCGUGCUUUAUGCUACCCGCAAAACUAUGUUGAAAUGUCAGCCAAAGAACACGAGUUCGCUUGUGAGCGUGGACUAGGCAAAGUCAAACAACGCUCCAAACUUUCUAGAGCCCAAACUUUUGCAUUCGGACAGAAUUCGCUUCAGAUUGAAGAAAGUCCGACUGGACGAUGCCGGCCUGUCGGUGAUCGUAGCUGUGACCCUGAUGCACCCUUUGACCGCGACGUCGAGGUUACGCGGCUUCCUGGACGCCGCAUGUUCUCUUAUUGA
Molecule: messenger RNA, 2172 nt
Organism: Coccidioides posadasii C735 delta SOWgp
Lineage: Eukaryota; Fungi; Ascomycota; Eurotiomycetes; Onygenales; Onygenaceae
Gene: CDC25
Product: cell division cycle- protein
Biological process (GO): protein dephosphorylation; positive regulation of G2/MI transition of meiotic cell cycle; G2/M transition of mitotic cell cycle
Cellular component (GO): cytoplasm; nucleus
Molecular function (GO): protein tyrosine phosphatase activity
Source: RefSeq, a predicted model, not a curated record